This is a messenger RNA of Cinclus cinclus, 8173 nucleotides long. It is a transcript of the gene ATP2B4, whose product is annotated as ATPase plasma membrane Ca2+ transporting 4. Gene Ontology annotation, cellular component: intracellular membrane-bounded organelle; membrane. The coding region runs from base 739 to 4485 and encodes 1248 amino acids. Lineage: Eukaryota; Metazoa; Chordata; Aves; Passeriformes; Cinclidae. Gene Ontology annotation, biological process: regulation of cytosolic calcium ion concentration; calcium ion transmembrane transport. The transcript is spliced from 21 exons. The record is from RefSeq and is a predicted model, not a curated record. Gene Ontology annotation, molecular function: PDZ domain binding; P-type calcium transporter activity; ATP binding.
UGUUGGGAUAUUGAGAUAUUGGAAUACUGGGAUGUUGAGAUACUGGGAUAUAGGGUUUUUGGGAAAUUAGGAUACUGGGACAUUGGGAUUGUUCCCUACCUGCCAGCAGGGCGAGGAGCGAUGCUGCAGCCCAGGGGAGGAAGCAGCUGUUUCCCACUGCUGAGGGGUAUUUUUAACCCGAAAUCCAUGGGAGGGUUUGUCUGGGCUGGAAGUGAAGAACCACCUGGGCUCUUUUCCUGCCCGGCCCCACAGCUGCCGAUUUUCCUCGCUUCACACUCCGGAGCUCAACUUCUCACCCAGGAAUUUUUGCCCAAAGCUGACCCCACGUCCUCCCUCAAAACCCCCGCCUUGGGGCAGCCCCGCUCCCCUUUCCCGCCCCGUGGCGCUCCUCGCUCCUUCCCAAGCCCUGCUAACGCCGGUAUUUUUGUUUCCCACGGUUGUUUUCACAGCUCCAGUUGCUGUGGUAUCCAGGGAGCCCUCCUCCUCCUCCUCCUCCUCCUCCUCCUCCUCCCGCUGCAGGAGCUGCACGCCGGGCGUUGCUAAGGUCGCCUCCGCGGUAACAUGCACAUCCUGUUUACACCUUCAUCCCCACAACUUGGGCUCGGCUAGAACCGCCCCUUCCCCACUCCGGGAAGCCCCCAGGGAAGGAGCCCCCCAUAGGGAGCAUCCCCCCCACCCGGAGCCGCCAGCGAGGCCACCCCAGGAGCGCCGCGCCGGUGGCACCGUCACCGUGACGCGAUGACGAACAACGUGGCCGACCACCACCCCGGGAACUCGGUGGCCGAGGGCAACCAUGAGGGGGACUUUGGGUGCUCCAUGGUGGAGCUCAGGAACCUCAUGGAGCUGAGGAGCGCCGAGGCCGUGGCCCGGCUCAACGACUCCUAUGGCGGUGUGCAGAACGUCUGCAGGAGGUUGAAAACGUCGUCGGUCGAAGGCCUGUCUGGGAACCCCACGGACCUGGAGAAGCGGCGCCAGGUGUUCGGCCAGAACUUCAUCCCCCCCAAAAAGGCCAAGACGUUCCUACAGCUGGUGUGGGAGGCGCUGCAGGAUGUGACCCUCAUCAUCCUGGAGAUCGCGGCCAUCGUGUCCCUGGGGCUGUCCUUCUACCACCCCCCGGGAGGGGACAAUGAGCUGUGCGGGCAGUCCGCGGGCGGCGUGGAGGACGAGGGCGAGUCUCAGGCGGGCUGGAUCGAGGGCGCUGCCAUCCUGUUCUCCGUCAUCAUCGUGGUGCUGGUGACGGCCUUCAACGACUGGAGCAAGGAGAAGCAGUUCCGGGGCCUGCAGAGCCGCAUCGAGCAGGAGCAGAAGUUCACGGUGAUCCGCAAGGGCCAGGUGAUCCAGAUCCCCGUGGCCGAGAUCGUGGUGGGGGACAUCGCCCAGAUCAAGUACGGUGAUCUCCUGCCUGCAGAUGGGAUCCUGAUCCAGGGCAAUGACCUGAAAAUAGAUGAGAGCUCGCUGACCGGGGAGUCCGACCAGGUCAAGAAAUCCAUGGAUAAAGACCCCAUGCUGCUGUCAGGUACCCACGUGAUGGAGGGCUCGGGCAGGAUGGUGGUGACUGCUGUGGGCAUCAACUCCCAGACAGGGAUCAUCUUCACCCUCUUGGGAGCAGGAGAAGGUGAUGAGGAGAAGAAAGUGAAGAAAGGUGAGAAUGCUUUGAGUAAAAAAAGCGGAGCCCCCGAAAACCGCAACAAAGCUAAAACUCAGGAUGGUGUGGCCUUAGAGAUCCAGCCCCUGAAGAGCCAGGAGGGGGUGGAAAACGAGGAGAAGGAGAAGAAGAAGGUGAAAGUGCCCAAGAAGGAGAAGUCGGUGCUGCAGGGGAAGCUCACGCGCCUGGCGGUGCAGAUUGGGAAGGCAGGGCUGAUCAUGUCGGCCAUCACCGUCAUCAUCUUGGUGCUCUACUUCGUCAUCGACACCUUCGGGGUGCAGAAGCGGCCCUGGCUGGCCGAGUGCACCCCAAUCUACAUCCAGUACUUCGUCAAGUUCUUCAUCAUCGGCGUCACCGUGCUGGUGGUGGCCGUGCCCGAGGGGCUCCCGCUGGCCGUCACCAUCUCUCUGGCCUACUCUGUCAAGAAAAUGAUGAAGGACAACAACCUGGUGAGGCACCUGGACGCCUGCGAGACCAUGGGCAACGCCACGGCCAUCUGCUCGGACAAGACGGGCACGCUGACCAUGAACCGCAUGACCGUGGUGCAGGCCUUCGUGGGGGACACCCACUACCGCCAGAUCCCCGACCCCGAGGCCAUCCUGCCCAAAGUGCUCGACCUCAUCGUCCACGGCGUGGCCAUCAACUCCGCCUACACCUCCAAAAUCCUGCCACCGGAGAAGGAAGGGGGUCUGCCCAGGCAGGUGGGCAACAAGACCGAGUGUGCCCUGCUGGGCUUCGUGCUGGACCUGAAGCAGGACUACCAGGCCGUGCGCAACGAGGUGCCCGAGGAGAAGCUCUACAAGGUGUACACCUUCAACUCCGUGCGCAAAUCCAUGAGCACCGUGCUCAGGAGCGGCGGCGGAUUCCGCAUGUACAGCAAGGGCGCCUCCGAGAUCAUCCUGCGCAAGUGCACCAAGAUCCUGGACAAGAACGGCGAGCCACGGGUGUUCAAGGUGAAGGACAGGGACGAGAUGGUGAAGAAGGUGAUCGAGCCCAUGGCCUGCCACGGGCUCAGGACCAUCUGCCUGGCAUUCCGGGAUUUCCCUGCGGAUGCAGAGCCCGACUGGGACAGCGAGAACGAGAUCCUGUCAGACCUGACCUGCAUUGCUGUGGUGGGGAUCGAGGAUCCCGUGCGGCCUGAGGUGCCUGACGCCAUCCUGAAGUGCCAGCGCGCGGGCAUCACCGUCCGCAUGGUGACAGGGGACAACAUCAACACUGCCCGUGCCAUCGCCACCAAGUGUGGCAUCCUGCUGCCCGGGGAGGAUUUCCUGUGCCUGGAGGGGAAGGAAUUCAACCGGCUCAUCCGCAACGAGAAGGGAGAGGUGGAACAGGAGCAGCUGGACAAGAUCUGGCCCAAGCUGCGGGUGCUGGCACGAUCCUCACCCACAGACAAGCACACCCUGGUGAAAGGAAUCAUCGACAGCACCGUGGGUGACCAGAGGCAGGUGGUGGCUGUGACAGGGGACGGGACCAACGAUGGCCCAGCCCUGAAGAAAGCAGAUGUUGGGUUUGCCAUGGGCAUCGCUGGCACGGACGUGGCCAAGGAAGCCUCGGACAUCAUCCUGACAGAUGACAACUUCACCAGCAUCGUCAAGGCCGUCAUGUGGGGCCGCAACGUCUACGACAGCAUCUCCAAGUUCCUGCAGUUCCAGCUCACCGUCAACGUGGUGGCCGUCAUCGUGGCCUUCACCGGGGCCUGCAUUACCCAGGACUCUCCCCUGAAGGCCGUGCAGAUGCUCUGGGUGAACCUGAUCAUGGACACGUUCGCCUCGCUGGCGCUGGCCACGGAGCCGCCGUCGGAGUCGCUGCUGCUGCGCAAACCCUACGGCCGCAACAAACCGCUCAUCUCCCGCACCAUGAUGAAAAACAUCCUGGGCCACGCUGUCUACCAGCUCACCAUCAUCUUCACACUGCUCUUCGCCGGGGAGAAGUUUUUCGACAUCGACAGCGGCCGGAACGCCCCCCUGCACUCUCCCCCCACGGAGCACUACACCAUCGUCUUCAACACCUUCGUGAUGAUGCAGCUCUUCAACGAGAUCAACGCGCGCAAGAUCCACGGCGAGAGGAACGUCUUCGAGGCCAUCUACCGCAACCCCAUCUUCUGCACCGUGGUGCUGGGCACCUUCGCCGCCCAGAUCAUCAUCGUGGAGUUUGGUGGGAAGCCCUUCAGCUGCUCUGGGCUCACCCUGAGCCAGUGGUUCUGGUGCAUUUUCAUCGGAGUGGGAGAGCUCCUGUGGGGCCAGCUGAUCUGCACCGUCCCAACGAGCCACCUGAAGUUCCUGAAGGAAGCAGGGCACGGCAUCACCAAGGAGGAGAUCCCUGAGGAGGAGCUGCCCGAGGACGUGGACGAGAUCGACCACGCGGAGAUGGAGCUGAGGCGGGGGCAGAUCCUCUGGUUCCGGGGGCUCAACAGGAUCCAAACCCAGAUGGACGUAGUUUACACAUUCCAGACCGGCGCCUCCUCUUUGCAGGGAGCCCUCAGGAGACAGCCUUCCAUCGUGAGCCAGCACCACGAUGUAAAAAAUGUUUCUAGCCCAACCCAUAUCAAAGUGGUGAAUGCGUUCCGUAGCUCCCUGUACGAAGGCCUCGAGAAACCAGAAUCCAGAAGCUCCAUCCAUAACUUCAUGACUCACCCAGAGUUCAUCCUGGAGGAAGACGAGCCUCGGACACCAUUCCUUGACGGCACCGAAGACGAGCCCGAGCCUGACGGACUCCAAAAACGAGGUGGGGGCAACCUGGCAGGGUCCACGGCCCUGAACAGAAACAACAACGCCGUGGAGAGCGAGUUCAGCUUUCCAGAGCCUGGGAGCCCCUUCCACAGCCUGGAGACAUCAGUUUGACCUUAGAACUUGGAAUUUCCCCUCCUCCUCCUCAUCCUCGUCCACCUCGGCCCUGUGUGAUCCCAGCACCAGGAACUGGUCCCACACUGUGGUCACUCCGUGUCAAACUGCUCAUGCCUGUAUCAUCAUCUGGGUUGGUUUCUGGUUUUUUGGGGUUUUUUUGGGAGGGGAGGGUUUAAUCUGUUUUUGUUUUUUUUUUUUAUUUUUGUUUCAUUUCGUUUUGUUCUUUUUUUUUACCAUUGUUUAGCAGUGGGAACCAGAGUACCACCACGCUGGGUGUUGGGAGAAAGACUAAGCCAAAAAAAAACCCCCCAAAAAAACCAGUUGUGCAUCUCCAUCCCUGAAUUUUUGUGGUACUCACCCAGGGGAAGCUGCCAGGUUCUUUCUUCUCCAAGAGUUGGGCUCCAGGCACCUGGAGCCAAGGGGCUUUCACUUUGGAAAAAUGCAUGUUCCAAGGAAAUUCAAAUUGUUGUAGUCUUACACACCCUCGGCCUGAAGGCCGGGGAUGCACUUGUGACUUGAUGUUACUUUUGGUUUUUUUUGGUGGUUUUUUUUUUUUUUUUCCACUCGUGGUUUUUAGGAGUUUUUUUCUUCUAAUGUUGGGGUUUACUCUUUGCUUGUGGGAUUUACCCCCCUACCCACUGGGAAGUGGGGAGGGUCAGUCACCGCUCCAGUGUGAAAAUUAAGGAAUAAACUAAAAAAUUCCCAGCCAGGGGAAGGUGUUUACUCCAAGGUUGAGAGAUCCAGAGAUGCUCACCAUUCAGUCUUCCACCUUUGAAAAAUGGUACCUGGGCUUUUUCCAGCGCCCCCUCUGUGUGUGCCCAAACGUUUUUCUCUCUCUGUUUCCAGACUGGGAGAUGAGAAAUGAAGGUGGCUUGGCUCUAACUUUGCAGGAGGGGAGAGAUUCUGAUUUUCCUGCAAAGGUGGAGGUGAAACCACCAGGAAAAAGGUGGGGAGAGCCCCCCGGGUUGUGAGGGAUGCAGCUUCUUCCCCAGGAAUUUUAGGAGAGGCCUCUCUGCUGCUCUUGGUCAGGGGGAAACUCUUGGUGGGAGGAUUUUUGCAGCUCUCCCAGCUCCUGCCCUCCACAGCAGAGGGAUUUUUGCCCUUUUUCUGUGCUCUUGGGGUCCAGCACCCCUCAGCCCCGCAGUGCUGGCUCCAAGGAAGUGCUGAGGGAUCUGGGAGGAGGCUCCAGGUGUGCCCAAAAGCCAUGGGAGGCUGAGUGGAGAACACUGAGGGCACAGCAGGUCCUGAAUCCUGGGAGGGAUCAGUCCAGCUCUCUCAUGAUCCAGCACAAGGCAGGGAGCCCCAUGGAUGAUCCCUAAUUUUCCUGGAGGUUUGGCUUGGGUGGCUGCAGGUCUUCCAGAGGGGGUGCUGCUGGAGGCUUGGCCUCACAACCAGAACUGGCUUUUUUUUUUUGGAGGUCAUCUCUUCCCCUCGAGCCCUGCCUCAACCUCCCACCCCUCAGAAUAAUCCAGUGAGAAUGCCUUUCCUUGGAGUUGGCUCUGGAUUGUCCCUCUGGAGCAGGAGGCAGGGCAUGAGCUUCUCAUUCCUUCCUUCCUUCCUUCCUUCCUUCCUUCCUUCCUUCCUUCCUUCCUUCCUUCCUUCCUUCCUUCCCUCCUUCCCUCCUUCCUUCCUUCCUUCCUUCCUUCCUUCCUUCCUUCCUUCCUUCCUUCCUUCCUUCCUUCCUUCCUUCCUUCCUUCCUUCCUUCCUUCCUUCCUUCCUUCCUUCCUUCCUUCCUUCCCUCCUUCCUCCCUUCCCUCCUUCCUUCCCCUGCUGCUUGAGAGAGCCUGGGGGAAGCUCUGCCACCUCCCUGCUCUCCUCCAUCCCCUCUGGUAGCUUUGGGAGCAUAGGGAAUGUGCUGGGAGCGCCUGGCCGAGCUCAUUCCCAUCCCUAGCAGCACAAAGGUGAUUUGUUUGGGUUUUUUUUUUUUUGGGGGGGAAAGGCUGGCUCUGGCUGGGUUCUCCUCCCCUUUCCCAUCAGGAACGCACAGUGGAAUCUCCCGUGCCUUGUCCGAGCACUGCCUGCAGCACCUCCUGCCACGCCAGGGCCCAGAUCUUUGCCAAGAUUUAAGUGUUCCUUAAACCACAACACAAACCAAGUGUCUUCGCUUCGCCCCCGGCACCGCCUCGUCCUUCCCGUGGCUGGGAGGAGGAGGAGGAGGAAAGGACCAGCUUGUUCCUGCUGAGGAAAGGUCCUAAUCCCAAAAAUCCCAAAUAUCCCAAAUAUCCUGAGUGUCCCAUCCUGGUGCUGGCGAGCUGGGCUUUGUUCACUGCCAACAGCAAGAAGAAAUUGCCACCACUGCCCGUCCCCAGUGCAAAUUCAGUGUCCACCCCAUGCCUGGCUCCUCCUUCCUUCCAUCCCCAAAAAAAUAACCCAGGGGAGUGAAGGGAUCUUAGGUUAAACACCACGAAAAACAAACAAACAAACAAAAAAACCCAAACAAGGGGUGGCUGUGGGGUUUUGGUUCUGUGCUAAAGGUGACGUUGCUUAAAAAACAAACAAAAAAAAAUCACUUUUUCUAUUUUAAAUACUUGCAAAAAAAACAAAAAAAAAAAGGAUAUGGUGUUCUUAAAAGCUUACAUAAAUAUUUAUUAAAUACUUUUUUUGGGGGGUGCACCAUUUUUUUUUCUUUUGAUAUUUUUUUAAUACCUCAGACCUGUUGAAAAAAUAAAAAAAAAAAAAAAAAAGAAAGACUCAAACCACCACCAACUUCAAGCCAACUUUGGAGACUCUCAAAGUCACUCCCAGAAAAUCUGUGACUGGCAGGGUUUGCCACAAGGGUCUGGUCGUUCCUUUAGUUUGUUCUAUUUUUGUCGUUCUAGUUUCCAUUUUAGGAGUCGGGGGAGGGAGAAAAUAAUGGUAUAUAAAUAUUAUGCAAAAAGAAAAAAAAAAGAAAAAAAAAGAAAAAAAUCUAGUUUUCUUUAGCUCAGAAACUGAUAUUUUUACGUCAGCCAUAUGUAUUUUGUUUAAAGAAAAAAAAAAGAAAAUAAAGAAAUCUCGAGUCCCGUCACUGUGUGAGGGCAGUUGCAAGGGACACUUUAAUUAAUUCCGUGGAUUAAUUAAUUCAGCCAUCGGAUGCCAGUCAGCUUCCUUUUCUCUGAGCAGCCAUCUUUCUACUAGACGUGAGUUGGAUGACACAAAUGGGUUUUUUUAUAUAAAUAUCUAUAAGUUAUGUUGGUGUAUGGCUGGUUGCUUCAAGUAUAAAUGUUUCUUGUGCAGAUUUCCUGUAAAGUUUGUUUUUUUUUUUUUUUUUGUUGGUUGUUUUUUGGGUAUUUUUGGGGUUAAGUUUCAGUGAUAUCCUGGCAGCAGCUGACUCUUGGCUUAAGUUAUUGAGGACAUUACACACACACAAAAAAAUAAAAGAGAUUUGGGGGAGAUUGGUGCUCCAAAAAAAAAAUACAAAGAGAGGCAUGGUCGGCGGCACGGACUUUUGGGGACUCUCUGCAACAUGCCUUGACUAGGGGGAGAUAUAAAUAUACAUAUAAAUAUAUAUUAUUAUGAAUAACUUCUGGGGUUUUUUGUUUUUGUUUUUUUUUUUUUUUUGCUUUGUUUGAACUGCCACGAGUGCGCACGGAGCAGGGGAGGGAGAGCGCCAUGGCCGCCGACUCACCCCCCCCUUCCCUUCCUCGUUGUGAGCCGUGUUCAACCUGCCUUGGAAUGCUUUGUUAUUAAAACACUCUGAACAUC